CGGAAUAUCUGUCGAAUAUCCAAACUAAAACUGAUUUUACCGUUGUGAUACCACUGCAGUAAAUUGAUGUGAUCCUGAACACUACAUCGCCCCCUUGAGGUCAAAGGUAUUUGAAAUGCUGAAAUAAAUAAAUAAAUAAAUAAAUAAAUAAAUAAAUAAAUAAAUAAUAGAUCACACUCUUUUACAAUCCUUCCAUAUGUCUUUGUCGCAUGGUCCUUUUGUGUCUGCAGUGCUUCAACACUUCCUCAUAUCACAUCAAAAAAUGUGAACAUAACUUACUUGUUAUCCAUUCUGUGCUAUGGAAUUCCAGGCAAUAGACCUAUGACACCCUCAUAAAUCUAAAAUAAAUAAAUAAAUCGUUAAUUCUCUUGAACUACUCACUGUUCGCUGUAUAAACAAAAUUAAGAACAUGCGUAUGUUAGGCUGGGAAUCCCACAAGUGAUUUCCAGAAAACUGAGUGAUAAGAAGUGGCGCUUAGUUAAUGCUAUAAUCGGGCAAAUAUUUUUUAAAAUAUAAUUUUAUUUAUUGGGUUAACAGAUGUGUGUGUGUGUCAAUGUAUGGCAAUGUCAUGUCAUAUUCUUGACGAUUUCAUCUACAAAUUCAUAUGAAAAUUAAAAUGCAUUAUUUAUGAUAAGCAGUUUAUAUCAUGAAACAUUUUUAAUGAUAAUUUACCAUUUUAAUGAUUACUCUUCUUGUUACAUACUGUAUUGCGUUAAACCUUUCAUCCUCUACAAUUCGUCUUCUGCCUCAUGCCUCGACCAUCCAUAGAUAAGUCAUGAUGGAAGAUAAAAACAAUUUUUCUGAUAAAUUCAAUUAUUAUGAUCAAUAUUGGUAACAGUGGCUAUGAAACAAAUAACUGGCUUUGAAAUGGAGGCAUCAUUGAUAACAGGACUGGAGUGCCAGAAACACAAGCCCAAAAAUGGAAAUGGUCACUUCCUUUUACCCAAUGUCAUAUUCAAGUCUUAAUCCACUUUACUAUAAAUUCCAGACACUAGAGGUAAUAUUUCUGCAUCCUUGAAUUCAGUGACUCAUCAGUCCUCUUUCUGCAAAGGUCCCUGGACCCCAGCUUUGUAUAUAAAGCCCCUGACUAGCAUUUCUCUUCUAAGUGAGAGUUUAGCUUAGUCCAGCUACAUUGCAUUGACUCCUGUUAUUUAAUUGAUCACUUUUAUUCAUUUAAUACUUAUUCAUAGAUAGGCAGCAGGGUUUAGUUUUCUUUUUAUCAUUUAGUUGGAUUUCUUUUUUGGGUUUAUUCCUUGCUGACAUUUUCCUGUAUCACUUUCACCUGACGUUGACAUUCACACCUUCAAAUGUUCCUCUCCACUUUUGACACCUGCCUCUCUAUCACCUUUUUCCUCUUCUUCCUACCCCUCUCCCUCUUAUUUUAUCUUCCGGAUCCAAACCCACUUCUGUCAUUCAGUGAUCAUGUCAGACAGAGACACUUAUACACAGAGGACAAAAGGCGUGGACUUUUCCUGGAGAUUUGCCCAGAUGGCGUUGUGAAAGGGACCCCCAUCCAGACGGAAAACAGUGUGCUCCAGCUGAAGUCUGUGAGAGCUGGAGAGACUGUCAUCCAGGCAUUGUCAUCAUCUCUCUACCUGUGUGCCAACGAGAAGGGACAUCUCAAAGGGCAGCGGAUAUACACAGAAGCUGACUGCACCUUCAAGGAAUUGUUGCUGGAGGAUGGAUGGUGUGGGGGGGCACCACACCCCAAAAGACAGAAAACCUCCUAA
Brienomyrus brachyistius is the source of this 1730-nucleotide messenger RNA. RefSeq names its product fibroblast growth factor 21-like. Gene Ontology annotation, molecular function: fibroblast growth factor receptor binding; growth factor activity. Lineage: Eukaryota; Metazoa; Chordata; Actinopteri; Osteoglossiformes; Mormyridae. The transcript has 5 exons. The record is from RefSeq and is a predicted model, not a curated record. The coding region runs from base 1308 to 1730 and encodes 140 amino acids. Gene Ontology annotation, cellular component: cytoplasm. Gene Ontology annotation, biological process: animal organ morphogenesis; positive regulation of gene expression; regulation of cell migration.